Molecule: messenger RNA, 996 nt
Organism: Sparassis crispa
Lineage: Eukaryota; Fungi; Basidiomycota; Agaricomycetes; Polyporales; Sparassidaceae
Product: Probable glycosidase
Exons: 5
Coding region: 1-996 (331 amino acids)
Biological process (GO): glucan catabolic process
Molecular function (GO): hydrolase activity, hydrolyzing O-glycosyl compounds
Source: RefSeq, a predicted model, not a curated record
AUGCGCUCUGCUUUCGCCGCUGCUCUGCUUUCACUCCCUCUAGCUGCCCUCGCCGGCGCUCACGACGCGGCUUCCUUCCGCCGGCACUCAGGUGCCGUCCGCAGUUCCCGCCGUUCCUCCACCAACUACACCCUUGUGGACAAAUAUGUGGGCGAGGACUUUUUGAAUGAAUGGCAAUUCUACGACCAGGCCGACCCGACUGGAGGCAACGUGAAUUAUGUCUCUCAGAGUGCUGCGGAGAGCGCGGGCCUCGCCUAUGUAGAUUGCAACAACGUGACCGUUCUUGCUGUUGACGACACCUCUUCGGUGGCCUCUGGAGGCAACCGCGACUCUGUUCGUAUCAGUUCUCCGAAGGCAUACAACAGCGGCCUUUUCAUUGGCGACUUUGGGGCCAUGCCCACAGGCUGCGGUGUCUGGCCUGCGUUUUGGUUGGUGAGCACUGUAGGACCAUGGCCUGCUGGAGGCGAGGUCGACAUUAUCGAGGGUGUGAACCUGGCUACACAAAAUCAGGUCACGAUACAUACGAACAACACCUGUAUGCUGACGAGCAACAGCACGGCCACCGCAAGCGUGAUCAACAAUGAUUGCCAGAGCUAUAACGGGCAUGACUCCGGUUGCGCAUACUUGCAAGAUUCGACCGAGACAUUCGGCGCUCCGUUCAAUCAGGCAGGCGGAGGCGUGUUCGCGCUGCAGUGGACGUCGAGCGCGUUCAGUUUCUUCUACUUCCCCCGCGACUCGAUCCCCGCAGACAUCACCAGCGAGACGCCCGACCCGAGCUCGUGGGGCGAGCCCACUGCUGACUUCACGGUGUCCGGCUGUGAUAUGGCGAGCAGCUUCUUCGAACAGGCGAUUGUGUUCGAUACCACGAUUUGCGGUGAUUGGGCCGGUCCGUCAUACCCAUCGACCUGCCCGGGGUCCUGUUCAUCUAUCGUCGCGAACGCGACUAACUUUGCUGACGCAAGGUGGAAGAUCAACUCGGUCAUCGUCUACCAAUAG